CGAAUAGUAGGAGUGAAGAAGCACAAACACACCUGCUAUUGCGUAAUCUGUUUCUCACUUUGCUCCUUAUUUUUGUCAUUCCCAUUCUGUUUCUUUAUUGUAUUCUCAACUUAUAACUUUCAGUCUCCAUUUACUAUGGCUGAUGCACUGCUGUCACUAGCUACUGAUCUCUUGAAGCAGUUGGGUUCAAUCACUGUUCAGCAGGCUCAACAAGAGAUAAACUUGAUUGUUGGCGUUGAUGAAGAAAUCGAAAAUCUUCAAUGCAAAUUCAAAAUGGUCCAGGCGAUGCUCAACAAGUUCGAGGAAAGUCGACUGAGGGAUGACGCUGUGAAGCUUUGGUAUGAUAAGCUCGAAGAUGCAUACUACAUGAUGGAUGACGUGUUGGACACCUGGAAAACUGCAAAGAUCAAAUUACAAAUUCAGAAAGAAGAAGAAGAAGAAGGAGAAAAAGCUGCUCAUAGUAACGCUCCUGCCCCCCUUGAGAAAAAAAUGAAGACGGUAUGGUCCUUCUUCCCCUCUCCAUCAUGUUGCUUUCGUCAAGUUGACAAUGUUUCUGUUCGUCAUGAGGUUGGUCACAAGAUAAAAGAACUGAAUGAAACAUUAGAUAAUAUUCUCAAAGGCAAACAGGAGUUUGGGAUUGACUUGAAUAGUCAACCUGAAAGAGUUGAAAGACUAGAAAUUACGUCCAUUGUGGAUGUUUCUAAAAUAGUUGGCCGUAACGAGUACAGGGAUGAUCCACUGAACAAACUAUUAGGCGUGGGUAGUCAACAAGAAAACAAUCCUCUUGUCAUCUCCUUAGUGGGUAUAGGCGGUAUAGGAAAAUCAACUCUUGCCAAACUCGCCUAUAAUCAUCCAAAAGUAAUAGCUCAUUUUCAGAAAAUAAUGUGGGUCUGUGUUUCUGAUCCUUUCGAUCAGUGCAAGGUUGCCAAAGCAAUCAUCCAGGAGCUUGCCCCUACACAUGAAUCCCUCAAUAAUACCACUACUACAUUGCAAGCUCUAUUGUGUAUAGUUCGUAAUUUGAUUAAGGACAAAAAGUUCUUUCUUGUCCUUGAUGAUGUGUGGGCUAAAGACGUCCCAAAAGAGUCUCAAAAGUGGGAGCCUUUAAAAGAUGCUCUCACACAUGGUGCCCAAGGUAGUAGAAUUCUAGUCACCACACGUAAUGAGGAAGUUGCGCACAUGAUGGGGAGCACCAAAACCCACAUAAUAGGGAAUUUAUCUGUUGAUGAUUGUUGGUUGAUUAUUAGGAAGAUAGCAUUUUUUGAUGAAAAUAUAGAUCAACAUAAGGAUCUUGAACCCCUAGGUAGACAACUAGCGGAUAAAUGCCAUGGCUUGCCGCUUGCUGCAAAGCUUAUAGGGGGUUACAUGUGCAACAAGAGAAGAAAAGAACAGUGGGAGAAGGUUUUGAAAAAUAGUUUGUGGGAUUUAGAAGAUGUUGAAAAAGGUCUUUUGGGACCAUUGUUGUUGAGUUAUUAUGAAUUGUCCUUAGCAGAGAAAAAAUGUUUCUUAUUUUGUGCUAUCUUCCCAAAAGAUCAUGAAAUUAAUAGAUUUGAGUUAAUCAUCCAUUGGAUGGCACAAGGAUAUAUUGAUAUUGACUCAAAACGAAAUAUGGAGAUGGAAGACAUGGCGGAAGAGUACUUUCAAAAAUUAGCCAUGCGUUCUUUUUUUCAAGAUUUUGAGGAAGAUAAAAUUGAUGGUAGAAUUAAUAGUUGCAAAAUGCAUGAUAUUGUGCAUGACUUUGCACAGUUAUUGACAAAAGAUGUAUGCUUCACAAUUGAAGGUGAAGAAGAGGUUAAGAUAGACUUUAAAAGGGCUCGACAGUUGUCUUUAAUAUUUAGAGAAACAUUUCCUGAGUUUGUCUAUGAAGCGAAAAAUCUACGCUUUUUAAAUUUGGAUUUUAUUUCCUCUCCGAUUGUCCAACCCAAGUUAUUCGACAGUUUGACAUGUCUUCGUACACUACAUUUGGAAGGUCAAUCCAAUCUAGAACUUCCAAAUGAGGUGGAAAAAUUGAUACAUUUAAGAUAUCUCAAAUUAUCUUGUGAAGAGAUAAAAGAAUUGCCUGAAAGUAUAUGUAAUUUAUAUAAUUUACAAACUUUGGAUGUUAUUAAUUGUGGGGCACUUGAGAAAUUACCCAAGGGGAUAGGUAAACUAAUUAAUUUAAGACACAUCCUUCUGUUUGGUAAAUAUUUACCCGAGGGGAUAGGUAAACUAAUUAAUUUAAGAUACCUCGCUCUGUUUGGUGUAUUUAGUGAUCCAAGAAUAAAAUCGUUUCCGAAGGGAAUUGGGAGAUUAACUUGUCUUAAAACAUUAGCAUACUUUCCUGUAGGUAAGGGCGAAGAAAUAUGUAAAUUGGGAGAAUUAGAACAUUUGAACCACAUUCAAGGGAAAAUUCAAAUAUUCGGGUUGAGUAAUGUGGUAGAUUUUGGUGCGAUCGAGAAUACAUUGAAGAAGAAGGAAGACCUCCGUGAUUUGGUGCUAUAUUUUAACACAAUAGAGGAAGAUGAGGAAGAUGAGGAAGAGACAGAGGCAGAAAGAAGAAGAAAAGAUGUAGCCAUUCUAAAUGCCUUAGAGCCACCUCCCCGCUUGGAAUCUUUACAAAUUGAUUUUUAUAAGGGCACCACAAUGUGUCCUAAUUGGAUGAUGUCCAAAUUGACCUAUUUGAAAACACUUCUUAUCAUAGAGUGCCCAAACCUAGAGCAGUUGCCUCCUUUGGGGAAGCUGCCGUUGCUCGAAGAAUUAAAAAUAUGGAGCGCUCCAAAGAUUGGAAAGGUGGGAGAUGAAUUUUUGGGAAUAGACAUAGAAGAAGAAGAAUUAUCAGAAUCAUCCAAAAACAAUAACAACAAAGACCUCGUCAUAUUCCCAAACCUUAAAUCUCUCAGCUUCUGGGGUUUGGGGGAGUGGGAAGAAUGGAGUGGGAUGGGAGGAACAGUAGAAGAAGAAGAAGAAAAAGAUAAUAGUGGUAAUGCUUUUGUUACUAAUAAUACUCCAAAAAUUAAAAUAAUGCCACUUCUUCAUUCCUUGGACCUUGUGGGGUGCGGCAUAAAGUCUCUGCCAGACUACCUGUGUAAUAUUCCAUUGAAGAAAUUAUGGAUCACAGAUUUCCUAAACCUAGAGCAGUUGCCUCCUUUGGGGAAGCUGCCGUUGCUCGAAGAAUUAUUAAUAAGGAACGCUGAAAUGAUUGGAAAGGUGGGAGAUGAAUUUUUGGGAAUAGACAUAGAAGAAGAAGAAUUAUCAGAAUCAUCCAAAGACAUCAUCAUAUUCCCAAACCUUAAAUCUCUCAGCUUCUGCGGUUUGGGGAAGUGGGAAGAAUGGAGUGGGAUGGGAGGAACGAUGGAAGAAGAAGAAAAAGAUAAUAGUGCUAAUGCUUUUGUUACUAAUAAUACUCCAAAAAUUAAAAUAAUGCCACUUCUUCAUUCCUUGGAACUUCAGUGGUGCGGCAAUCUAAAGUCUCUGCCAGACUACCUGCGUAAUACUCCAUUACUACAGGAAUUGGAAAUCUGUAGAUGUCCAAUUCUGGAGCAGCGUUGCGAAAGAGGGAUAGGAGAUUACUGGCCCAACAUUUCUCACAUUCCAAACAUCCGAAUUGGUUAUAUAUAUGUGCAAAGAGACGGUCAACUUCCAGAGAGCAUUGAUUCAGAGAUGCAUGAUGAUAGUGACCAGAUGCAUGUAGAUGCAGAAGAAGCUGGAGAAUCAUCAUAUAGCUUCUGUGAGAUUUGUGUGGAAAGGAAAGAUAGUGACCAGAUGUUCAAAACUGAGAGUUGUGUUCACUCAUUUUGCUCUGAUUGCAUUGGCAAACAUGUUGCCACAAAGAUCCAAGAAAGCAUAACCGUUGUUACUUGCCCUGGAUUGGACUGCAAGGGUGUCAUAGAACUCGAUGCUUGCAGGGCAGUGCUUCCGAAAGACGUGUUGGACAGGUGGGACAAGGCUCUAUGCUUCCGAAACACUGAUGAUGUGGUUGAGGUGGACAAGACUGAGGGCAGUAAUCAUGAGAAAGACGAUGGGGCUGGGUUUGAGGCGGAUGAACAAGUGGAAGUAAACAUUGAUGAAGGGGAUUUUUAAAUCUGGACAGUACAGGGCAGUUGACAUGCACAGAAGAAGACAGAUACAUUAUGAUGAGACUGGGUGUUGAAGAAGACAAUGAAUGAGGAGGAUGCUGGCUGGGGCACAUCCAUCAAGUAAUUAUGCUGCCCAGUCACCAUUUUAUCUUGGAGGAGCUAGUGGACUGUUUGAAUUUAUUGUGAAAAGACAAAGAAAAUGGGCACAUGGUUAUAGUAACUGUUGAAGUUACAAAACUUCUUCUUGAAAUAAUGCAUACAAAAGACUAGCAGGACAUGAGUAUGGGAAUAUCUCAGGGGAUUUAGGCAUGGAUUCUAGGAUGCAUGCAUGUGGAUUGAUGAUGAUCAAGAUAAUGAAUCUGGGCAAGAAAUCAAUGACAAAGAUUAUGUGGUUAAGGUAUACAAGAUUGAGGACAUUAGUGAUGAAGAAGAUGGGACUAAGCAUAAGGACUUAUCAAAAAAGAAGAUUGGACUAAGUAUAAGGCGGAUGAAGAAGUGGAAUAGAGAAUGAUAAGAAGGUUUUUGCAGAGCUGAACAGAACAGGGCGAUUGGCAUACACAGAAGAAGAUAGAGACUUUAAAGAUGAAUGAUGAGGAAAUUAGGAGGUUUGGCUUACAGUUGCAGCGGUUGGAAUACUGAAGACAAUUGACGAUGACAUUCUAGUAUUCCUCGAGGCAUACACAACUCUAAAAUCUGAUGGUCAUGUAUAUCUCCCGAUAGAAAACCAUGAUUACACUACUGUCCAAAGGCUCAAGAAAUAAUUCAUGCAACCCAUGUUCAAAUGUAAUGUAUUAAGAAUGAUACCUGUGUUGUCAAGUUAAUGGGCUGCUACAGUGGCAUGGAUGUGGAUUAAUGAUGAUCAAGACAGUGAACAAGAAAUCAAUGACGAAGAUUAGGUGGUUGAGGUAUACAAGAUUGAGGAUAGCGGUGAUUAAGAAGAUGGGACUAAGCAUAAGGACUUAUCAAUUGGACUAAGUAUACAAUGGAUGAAGAAGUGGAAGUAGACAAUGAUGAAAGCGUGAUUUGCAAAGUUGAACAGUACAGGGCGAUUGACAUACACAGAAGAAGACAGAUACAUAUUAUGGGACAGGGUAGUAAGAGGAGGGUGUUGAAUCAAACAGAGACUUUAAAAAGACGAAAUGAUGAGGGAUCAUUAAUUUUAGAUAGAAGUGGAGGUUUUUUGAAUGAUGAUAGUGAGAGAGAAGAGGGAUCUAAAGCCUCUGUUAACUCUCCCUUUUGCAGCAUUUCUUUGACUAUUGCCUCAGAACCAGAAGGAUCACUCCCUCUCUUGCCACUCUUAGGGAAAUUAGGAGGUGUGGGCUCACAGUUGCAGUGGUAGGAUACCGAACACAAUUGAUGAUGACAUUCUAGUACUCCUCAAGGCGUACACAACUCUAAAAUUUGAUGGCUACAUUUUUUAUUUUUUGAUAAGUAAGAAAAAAUUUAUUGAACAAGGCCACUUCUUGCAAAAAGCAUGAAGUAACAGAAAACCAUGAUUUGAUAUUGAAACUCUCUUAUCGGACCUUAUCCUCUUCCUAGUUUAGGUUAUUAAUUAUCCUUUGUUUCUGGCACUACUGUUAGGAAGCUCAAUAAAGUGGUCAUACACCCCAUGUUCAAUCAUAAAGCAUUAAGAAUGGUAUCAUUGUCAUCAAGUUAAUGGGCCGCAACACUGGAAAUUUGGAGGACGACCAUUAAAGUUGUUGUGGCUUGAUUUCCUAAAAUCAUUGACAAUGUCACAGCAAUUGGAACUCUGGUACUCUCUAUGCUUUAAUUGAUUUGUUAACUGCAGGUCAAAUCUAACUCAUCCAAAUAUAAUCUCAAUCUGGUAUUAGAAACAGCAUAAGACUAGAAGAUACAAACCAUUUAUGAGGAAGGGAGAUCAAGAUCAAUCUCAAAGAAAACAACCCAUUUGGCUGGUCAUGGAUUCAGCUGUGGAAAGAAAUAAGCAUGAGCCUGAAUCUUCCAGUCCAAAAGGAAAGUUAUGAGAGAUUGACUCUUAAAAUAUGACGUUGGGCUUCUGAUCCCCUACUCCUUUGCAAAUCUGCCUCCAACAAAUGCGUGUGCAAAACUCCACUCAAACUUCAUGCACGGUUGAUAGAAAGGGCCCAUAGAAACUGACAAUGGCAAACAGAAUGGCAAGGCAGCUAUACCAGAUGCUUGGGUGUGGCAAAUCAAAGAUCAGCUCAUCAGGGUUUAUUUAUUUCUCCUUGCCAAAAGAAACAAUCCCUGCAUAUAAAGGAAGUUUGGCAAGAACUUGGGGAUAUAAGCAAAGAUCCUAAACAGCCAAUGAAAUCACAGAUGAGGAUCAUUAAGCUAGUUGCACAAAGUUAUAUGCAUGGAAAAUGGUGUUGUGCACUAUGGUGUUGAGCUUUAUAGCGACGAUGACUUCAAAAAUUGGGUUUUAGUUUCACCAUUUGAAGCCUUAAUGUCUUCGUUUCCUCCUCAUCAUUAGGCAUUCAUUGAAGUUUAAACCUAUUGGAGAAGCACAGUUUUAUAUUGGUGAAAAUUGUUGAGCAAGGAUGCACCUCAGAUAGCCAUGUCUUACAUUCUGGUGCAAGAUAUAUUUGCAUGUCAUGGAUGUGAAGUAGAAAUAAGGUCAACCAGUGACAAAUGAAUUGGAAACUAGGCAAUUGGCAUUAUGCAUAUCUGUGAGAGAAGUGCUAGUGUGUUAAUAAUGUUCAAUCAGCCAGUGGUAUAUGAAUGCUUUGGUUCAUCAUCCCUUGGUGAUUCUCCAAACAAUUUGGGAGGCUACUAGCUAUGUGAUGACACGGGGCAAUCAAUCAGCCAUUACUUUUACUGCUGCUAUUUGCAAGCAGUACCUUCAUUUCUUGGCUAACUGUUAUGAGAUACUUCCCACUCCUGACAUGGCUAGUAAAUGAGCAAAGGAAAUGAAAGAAGAAACACUACUACUUGCACUGCACUGCGCGGUGGGAAUCUGCUUUUGGACUUGUUGGCAGUGACGAGGAGGAGGGAGCAAAGAAUGCAGAGAAAUUCUGAUGGUAUUUUAUUUAUUUAUUUGGAGAUCUUGGUAAAAAUAUAUUUGUGUUUUCGCAAUCGCAGCUCUGAAAGUGGAACCAAACGCACAGGCACACACACACAAUAAGGGUUUAUAAGGGGCAAAAAAGUAAUUAAAACCUAGACUAUUCAGAAACCAAACCUCCCGGGCCUCCUUCUUCUUCAGACUUUCAGCAGUCAAAAACCACUACCAACAACAACAGUUUCAGGCAAAUGCAAUAUUAAUAUUAAUAAUGAGCCCAAAACCACACUUUCAAAUUCAACAGUUUCAGGAUCACAUCCUAUAGUAAAUAUGUUUUCAUUGCCAUUAAUAAGUUUUAAAAUUUAGCCUAUGUUGUUGUCUUCACGCGAACAGCUCCAAUUUAUUUCUUUGGUAAUUAUUUGUUUGUGCAUCUCAAGAGUUUAUUCAUUCAGAGUAGCAGGAGCUCAAGAAGGUCUUCAGUGGUUUGUAAGGAAAUUUGGAGGACUACCCCCAAAGUUUUGUUGGCUGGACUUCCUAAAAUCAUUGACAAUUGUCACAUUAAUUGGAACUCCGAUCAAAGAAAGGUCCUCUGGAUUUUACAAAUAGCAUAAGCCUAGAAGAUUAACACAAAAAACUUGCAAUGGAUGAUGAAGAAAGGUCAAGAUCAAUCUCAAAGAGAAAAUCCCAGCUAUGUGGUCACAGAUUAACACUACUAGUCAUGGGUUGCCAAAUGGAGAUACAAUUGUGAUCUCGUUUAUGUGUACUGCAAGAGAAAGUUGGCGUCAAUGUUGGGCUGCAUAAGAUGGGUAUCUUUCUCAAAUAUAACGAUCCUAAUUACAUGAUCUGUGUUGUUCUGAGCAAUGCAUCUGAAACGUGUGCUCAACCCUCCUUGCACACAGGGCUAUUCAUGGUUUAGUGGCAGGGUAUAUGGAUUAUAUUCACAGUCGAGCCUAUUAAUGGGAGGCAUGCUUACAUUCCAUUCCCUUGUUCAAUUGAGAAACAAAGCAAGGUCAUGAUAAAUGACAUGAUGUGGGCAUAACUACAGUCUUCAACCAAUCAGCCGAGUUUCUUAAUGACUUGGACCAUACAGAUGUCCUUGAUCGAGGAUAGAAAGAAGGGAUGUACCACAAAUCUUAUCAAUAUAUAGGCAGAACCAUUUGGAAGCAACAAGAUCUAAGCAUAUAUGAGUUCCCAAAGAUGUAAUGAGGACAUAGUGAAGAAGAACCACUUGGAACACCAUUUUAGAAGCAAAAAUGGCUUAAUAAAGUGAUUAGCAGCACUUUCCAAUCAAAGUAGCUGUUAAUUUGAUGUUUUCUGUGUUAUUGUAUCCCUUUGUUUUUUCCUGCAUGUUGAUACUAAUUAUGUCAAGUACGCCGUCUAAAAUCUUUGUGGUUUGUUCUAGCAUUGCUGAUUUGUAAGAUUUUUGGGUGAAAUUAUCCUAUGUAGAUGGGGCCUACUUGAGCUUCUUGACACAAUGCUUUCGUAAAGAACCACUGUAUAUUAUUUUGAAUAUAUAAGAAAUCUGAGUCUGCAUGCGUAUCUUUGAAAAA
This is a messenger RNA of Quercus lobata, 8579 nucleotides long. RefSeq names its product putative disease resistance protein RGA3. Bases 136 to 4056 code for a protein of 1306 amino acids. NCBI's taxonomy places the organism in Eukaryota, Viridiplantae, Streptophyta, Magnoliopsida, Fagales, Fagaceae. The record is from RefSeq and is a predicted model, not a curated record. The transcript has 21 exons. Gene Ontology annotation, molecular function: ADP binding.